GCGCGCAUCAUUUCCGACGUCCCGCGAAGGCGCCACCAGUCACAGUGGGCGUGUCCCUCGUCGCCAACAUGUCGGCUUAGGAGUUUACAGCUAAACUUUAUCCUCAAUAUUUAAUGACUUCGGGCGUUUAACAAGCGGCAGCUGGAGGAAGAUGGGGUGCAAACGAACCGUGCACCCGCUCGAGUCAUUUCGCAGUGGGUUAUUUAGUCGCUUCGUGUUUUUAGUUGUAUUUAUUAGCUCCAACUUCCCGGCAUGUGGCGGUGAAGGAAUCAGCCCGGAGAGAUGUCUCGUCUGGGGUCCAGGACUGAACCCCGACACGGUGUUACCUGUCCGCUACUUCUACAUCCAGGCGGUCGAUGCCAAGGGACAAAACCUGACUUUGUCUCCAGGUAAAGAUACGUUUAAAGUGAAGAUAAGUCCACUGGACAAGAAUGAGCACAUCCGCAUCCACGUUCCCCCGCCUCUGGACAGAGGGGACGGGUCCUUCCUGAUGAGGUACCGACUCUACGGCACUGCGGCGAAGGGCCUGAAGAUCCAAGUCCUCCACCAAGACGCCCCUGUGGCCAAGUCCCCCUACACCAUGCAAGGCCCGGUGUAUCAUGAAUACUGUGACUGUCCCGAGCCCGAUGCCUCUGUCUGGAAUAGCGUCAUGCACUGUCCCGCUGACGAGCCGCAGAUUCUGGACGACUUCAAGUCUUUUCCCACCAUCGACCUGCAGCACCUCAGACAGGAAGGGCCUCAGAGGUUCGCCAACAGAGGAGGACUCAUUCACUACGCCAUCAUUGACAACCAGGUGUACCGGCGCACACUGGGCAGAUACACCGACUUCAAGAUGUUCUCCGAUGAAAUGCUGCUGUCUCUAACGAGGAAGGUGAGGCUUCCUGACGUGGAGUUUUACAUCAACGUGGGCGACUGGCCGCUGGAGACGAGGAGGGCGGACGCCGUGCCGGUCUUGUCCUGGUGUGGCUCCACAGACACCCGUGACAUCGUCCUCCCCACCUACGAGGUCACACACUCCACCCUGGAGACCUUGAGGGGCGUCACCAAUGACCUGCUGUCUGUCCAAGGCAACACAGGUCCUCCGUGGACAAAUAAAACCGAGCGGGCGUUUUUCCGUGGUCGGGACAGUCGAGAGGAGCGUCUCCAGCUGGUCUCCCUGUCCAAGGCAAACCCAGAGCUGCUGGACGCAGGCAUCACCGGUUGGUUCUUCUUCAGAGACAGGGAGAAACAUGUGGGAAAAGCGCCGCUCGUCGGGUUCUUUGACUUCUUCAAGUAUAAAUACCAGGUGAAUGUGGAUGGAACGGUUGCAGCGUAUCGGUUUCCUUACCUGAUGCUCGGGAACAGUCUGGUCUUGAAGCAGGACUCUCAGUAUUAUGAACAUUUCUACAGCCGCCUGAAGGCAGGUGCUCACUACGUUGAUGUGAAGAGAAACCUUUCAGACCUCUUGGAAAAAAUCAAAUGGGCCAAAGGGAAUGAUGCCGAAGCACAGGAGAUCGCCCUAGCGGGGCAGGCAGCAGCCAGGGAGCUGCUGCAGCCCAGCAGGCUCUACUGCUACUACUACAAAGUGCUGCACAUGUACUCGGAGCGACAGAAGGGACGGCCGGAGCGACACCCAGACAUGGAGCUGGUGCCUCAACCGGACGACCACACGGCGGCAUGCGCAUGUCAACGUGAAAGCCACAAAAAAGAAAUGAAGGAUGAACUAUGAUGGACUCCGUGUUUAGUCUUUAAUUAAUGUAAUUUCUGUCUGAAAACAUUCCUGUGAUUAAAAAAUAGUGAAUAAGACUAAAUGUUAACACCACAGUUUACAGUUAUAACUCCAUGAUUAUACCUGGUGCUUUUAUCUUGAACCUUAAAGACGGCUAUAGGAAUCACUUACAAUAAAAACAAGCAUCACCCUUUUUGAGAUGAAGCUUAAAUGUGAAUUAUUACGUCAUUCCACCUUUUGAGUGUUGUGUUUUUGUGCCUUUUUAAAGAUCUUGUUUGUAGUAGAAGAAGUGGAUCCAUUAAUGUGCCUUCAUAUUGGACAUUUGUUUACAGUACUGAAAUAGACGGUCUUAAAUAAAUACUAUUUUUUGACAGUUUAUUCAUCGAAGAACGUCACUUUUUUUUUU
This is a messenger RNA of Mugil cephalus (flathead mullet), 2114 nucleotides long. RefSeq names its product protein O-glucosyltransferase 3 (gene poglut3). Gene Ontology annotation, cellular component: endomembrane system. Gene Ontology annotation, molecular function: protein binding; glucosyltransferase activity. The record is from RefSeq and is a predicted model, not a curated record. The transcript has 6 exons. Lineage: Eukaryota; Metazoa; Chordata; Actinopteri; Mugiliformes; Mugilidae. Bases 152 to 1708 code for a protein of 518 amino acids.